AUGAUUCUAUCAGGUAGUCUUGGAAAUAUUUGGGUAGUCGAAAUAACACGGAAGUACCUAAUAUUGCAACAACAUCUCAAAAAAAAGGUACAUCGAAAAGACAAAAUAUUAGAUUUAAUAACAGAUCUAACUAUACCAACCGAUGAAGAGAACACCUUGAAUAUAAAAAAGGAUGAUUGUUCAUUAACGGUUAAGACACCUGUAGACAAUACGGCUGUAGAUUACUGGACUAUAGCACAUUAUAAAUGUGCUAAAAUUGAUAAUGUUGCUCUGCAAGAUAGAUGGAAGCAUGCUGAAUGCUCACUCAAAAUAUCUUUAACAGGACAGCAUCCGGAUGAUUUAACUACAGCCAAAGAAAUGGUGACGCUCAUUCAAUCUGUUUUCGACAAAAUGAUGCGACAUCCCGCCAAGAAGCUUCUCAGACACAAACCAAAAAAAUUAAACUUAUAA
Messenger RNA from Aphis gossypii (cotton aphid), 450 nucleotides. RefSeq lists its product as uncharacterized. NCBI's taxonomy places the organism in Eukaryota, Metazoa, Arthropoda, Insecta, Hemiptera, Aphididae. The transcript is spliced from 3 exons. The record is from RefSeq and is a predicted model, not a curated record. The coding region runs from base 1 to 450 and encodes 149 amino acids.